Mucor velutinosus is the source of this 2277-nucleotide messenger RNA. RefSeq lists its product as uncharacterized. Bases 1 to 2277 code for a protein of 758 amino acids. Gene Ontology annotation, biological process: mitotic sister chromatid segregation; CENP-A containing chromatin assembly. The transcript has 13 exons. The record is from RefSeq and is a predicted model, not a curated record. NCBI's taxonomy places the organism in Eukaryota, Fungi, Mucoromycota, Mucoromycetes, Mucorales, Mucoraceae. Gene Ontology annotation, cellular component: inner kinetochore; kinetochore.
AUGAGCUCUGCCAGUGUAUAUAGUGAAGAUAUGGAAGAUGUACAUAGCAACCAUGCCUCCAUGAAUAUGGAGCAUGAGGAUGAAGAGCAGGACGACGACUUUCAAAAGACAGCAGAAGAAACCGUCUUGGAGGGAAUAGAUACUACAAACGUCGAUGAGCUGCUGCAAAGGAUAUUUUUUGGAUUUACACCGGACAAACCCAAGACCUUUAUCAAGCGAAAAGUACAAGAAAUGAAAAAGAUCCUUCCCGUCAUCAAGAAGUUUGGGUUGCUGCCACCGUUAUUCAAUACAAUCUUUGAGGUUGCAAUGCAGCAUAAACUGACACAUGGCGAACAGUUGGUGCUACUACAAUGCUUACUGCCUAGAAAAAACAUUUCCGAAGACUAUGUUGUGCGUAUCAUUGCUUGCAUCAACCGCAAAGACAAGAAUCCAAGAUAUACUGCUGAUCUGCUGAACUGGGCAAUCUCUGUGUAUGAUGCCAUUAGCACAAAAGACAAGAUUAGAAAGCUGUAUAAUGUGCUGUUUUACAGUUUAUACCAUGAAUCCACCAGAGCGGCUGCCUGUCAUUUACUCUAUUUCAUCACCAAAAGAGAGCAUGUCGUACCUCAUAGAAUUAGACGAUUGAACGAGUUGAUUGAAAGUGAACGAGAUAAUGCAGAAUUGAUUGGUUUGAUGCUGGUUUAUCAAACGUACGAUUUUACAGUUAUUGUGCCUCACAAUGUUCGACUGGUAAACGCCUUUGUCUUUGAGACACCUUACCCUGAAAUGAAACAUCAAUUGACAAAUAUCAGGGCUCUAUGGCAAAACAAUGCGGAUUUCUCUCUUGAUUUACGAAAAGCUGAAUUCCAGCUGCCUACCAAAACGAAAGCCAAAAGGUUGAAAUUCACAGAUGUUUCAGGGGAACCCUUACGUGAAUUGGAUGCCAUCGAUAUCACUCGCAUUGCCAAUAAUGUCGAAAAUUUAGAUCUUGCAGAACAGUUGAGUGUCGUAUUACAGAACCGCAAACUGCAACACCUUCUGCUAUGUAAACGAGACAGUGUUGUGAUUGAAAGACUCAGUUACUGGAUUGUGCAAAAGAUUAUGGAUUUGUCUCGGUGGGGCAAUGAAGAGGAUGUCAUGAAAUCAGAAUUGCAUGACAUGUUGAAGUCAUUGGUUAGAUUUACUCGCUUUACAAAGUCGCAGCUGCCCGUCAUAGAAUACUUUUUGUUCGAGUACCUGAAAACCUGGAAUGGGUUCGAAUUUGAAGACGAGAUAUUCGAGCUGAUCACAUACACUAAGCCAGCCGACUACAAGGACUUUUACAAAUCGGUGCUGAUGCGUCUCUAUCGAUUGUUUCUGGUAUCAGAUGUGCACUGGAAAGCCAAACUCAUUCUCUGCUAUACAAGUCUGCUCCAGAACUGGGCACUGCUUGAUUGGAAUCGCCAUACACAACUGAGCAAAAAGGGAGACACCGAUGUGGAUGAUAUCACAACUGCUUUUGGUGUUUUAUCUUUUGAUGUGCACUAUUUUUCUACGAUCCAAAAGCUUAUCGAGCACAUUGACCGCAUGAUUGUGAUGGGAUUACUGGCAGAGGAUGAUCACCCAUUACUGCAACAUGCUGGACUUACCUUUUUUGAGCUGGUAUCUACCAUCUCUGUACAAGACGAUAUACCAGAUAUCAUCAUACCCGCAGCCACAUUUGUGCAUCGUAACUUUUAUUCCUCAUCUGCAAUGCCUGUAAGCAGAGUGUGUGGUAUAUUGUAUCAGUACAAACUUGCAUUCGAAGAAAACGACAACAAGACUGAAGACUGGAUGUCCAAGCAUACGCCUGCUUAUCUGAAUCAUUUCAACACAUAUUUAACAGAUGUGUGCAACUCGCUGUGGAGAAAUCUGGGUCUCAGUAAGAUGGAGUCAGAGGGAAAUGCAUUUUCGUUAUCAAAACAAAACAUCCUUGAUUUCCAAAAGAUUUGCCAGGAUAGGGACAUGGAGGUUAACAAAUUACUGUCCAUCACACACUCCGCGUCGCUAGCAGCAUUCUCAAAACGAUUCAUGACGCUGCUGGAAAAGGAAGAGGAGUCAAGCAUUACUCACGAUCAGCCCAUUUCAUCCGCCUACCUGAGACAACUAGAAGAGAACGAAGGAGUGUCAAUAAGCUAUCUCAAUUACAGAGCCGAGUAUCUCAACUACAUGAACCGACUUGGAUUUACAGGCAUGCACGACCUUUUAUACGCUUGUAUGACAUCCUUGAUUCACCUGAAGGAAAAGGAUGCUUCCAUGAUUAGUGAAUCAAGUACAUAA